GUCGCGGUUUGGAGUCUCUCACGCUGUCGCGUCUGCCACGAGGCCCGUCACGCUCACCGGUCACCGGCGACUUUGGGCGACUUUGGGAGUCGAACAUAACGGGCUCGUUGUAGUCAUGCAAUCGCUCGACCGGCUGGUAGCCGACCCCCGGUAUCGCGACAUCCUCGCCAUUGUCAAAGGCGCUCGCAAUGGACUGGUCUAUGGCGCCAAAGUUCGCUUCCCGCAUGCACUCGUCAUGACAGUCCUCUUCCACAGCACGCCAUGGUCACAACGGGCUCGAUUUGUGUACAACGCGACGAAGCAGCACUCACUCAAUCUGUGCAAGUUUGUGACCAUCUACAAGACUGCGCUGCUCCUGCAACGAUACCUGAAUGGCGGCAAGGAGCGCUCGCUCGAUACGUUCUUUGCCGGUCUCAUUGGCGGCUGGACUGUCUUUGGUGAACGGAAUGCAGUGAAUGAACAGAUUGUGCUUUACGUCGUCUCUCGGGUCGUCACCUCUGCCUUGCCGCGACAGAGCACGCCAGCAUCGCGAUCAGGCACGGGCAAGCCGGUCGCAAUGGUCCCCCAGGGAUCUGCGCCUACAGCCAAUGCAGCAGCCAAAGCGAGCGCAUCGUCUGUGCCGAACCCUCCGGGCUGGCCUUACCCUCGUCCGCUGCCGCCCGACAGUAAAGUGUUCGAGGUUGUCGCUGCUGCCACGUGGGGAGCUGUCAUGUGGCUAUUCGCCCAUCGACGUCAGAACUUACAAUCUGGCAUGGUCAACUCGAUGCAAUAUCUCUACCUCGACUCGGAAGUUUGGAGUGGUGUCAAGACACUCAUCUGGCGUGAGCAUCAUGGCCUCAUUCAUGGUAGAAGUACGGACUGAUGAUCUCCAUAUCACAACAGACAACAAAUAGAUGGCUACACCGAGCGCGCACGACACGUUGAUUGCAUGGGCAGAUUGGCUAG
This is a messenger RNA of Mixia osmundae IAM 14324, 945 nucleotides long. RefSeq lists its product as uncharacterized. Gene Ontology annotation, cellular component: peroxisomal membrane. The record is from RefSeq and is a predicted model, not a curated record. NCBI's taxonomy places the organism in Eukaryota, Fungi, Basidiomycota, Mixiomycetes, Mixiales, Mixiaceae. The transcript has 5 exons. The coding region runs from base 116 to 862 and encodes 248 amino acids.